Sebastes umbrosus (honeycomb rockfish) is the source of this 2865-nucleotide messenger RNA. It is a transcript of the gene znf276, whose product is annotated as zinc finger protein 276. Gene Ontology annotation, biological process: regulation of transcription by RNA polymerase II. The record is from RefSeq and is a predicted model, not a curated record. The coding region runs from base 220 to 2115 and encodes 631 amino acids. The transcript is spliced from 12 exons. Lineage: Eukaryota; Metazoa; Chordata; Actinopteri; Perciformes; Sebastidae. Gene Ontology annotation, cellular component: chromosome; kinetochore; nucleus. Gene Ontology annotation, molecular function: zinc ion binding; chromatin insulator sequence binding.
UUGUAAUAUGAAACUAACACUUCCGGGUUCUAAUGUUUACAUCUGGAGCCGAGCAGCGUCCAGCUGUCAUCUUCAUCUUCCUGCUCCUGAAAACCACCUUUUAUAUGUUAAAAACAACAUGUUGUUGAAGUGCUAGGACUUAUACACGCUGACGUGGCACAGGCAGCAGGGCUCUGUCAUCGGGAUCGGCUGCUGAGAGUCCCAAGUAUAGACUGAGCUAUGAAGAAGAAAAGCAGAUGUCCAAAGUCAUCUGAGACUUCACAACAGACCAGCAGGACACAGACAACAGUGAGUGGUACUGAGGUAAUGGGGCCGCCUGGAAACAGUGGGAGACCUCGGAAGACUGCCCCUGUACCCACAGACAGUUUCUACCACGAGAACACUACGAAAGACAAGAAUGCAAACUCAGACCAUAGUGUGACAACAGCUGACGCCACACAAAAACAUCCAGAGAGCAAGUCUAGAUCUUCAGCAGGUAGACUGUCAACUGCUAUCUGUCGGCUCUGCCAUGGGAAGUUCUCUCCACGCAGCCUGCGGCACGCCUUCAACAAGUGGCCUCAGGAUUCCAUUGAUAUUGUUGAUGAUGAGUCCGACUCAGCGGCCCAGUCACCCCUUUUAUUUCACACAGACUUCCAGCGACUGGUUGGGGUCCAGUUGGACCGUGAUCCCCGGUUAUCAGAGUUUAUCUGCAAGAAAUGCCACUCCAAGUUCUACAAGUGCCACAGCAUCCUGGUCAGGUUUCUGCAGAGAGUCAACCUCCCACCAGUUGGGAAAGAGAACCUAAAAAGCUGGAAGAAGUGUCCGGAGGCCUCAAUAAACCAUGGUUCAACAACACCACAGUCCUUUACUUCAGACCCUAAGUGCCUCCACAGCCUGGUGUCCUGGGCUCACCACCACGGAGAGGCCUGCCGCUCUUGUCCCGACCUGAAGGAGGUGCGGGAGGACCAGUGCUGGGGCUCCGUUAAGGCCAUUUGGGGUUGCGUUGAUGGUCACAGAUACAUGAUGGAUACCACCGCCACCGACCCAGGGUACACAAUGGACUUGUGCAGUGGAGUGUUGGGGAGUGGCAAUGGUGAUGGAGUGAUGUCAGAGGAGGAGGAAGAUGACGAAGAGCAGCCCAGCGGGAAUAGAAGGACCCCAGCAGAAAGUAUAAGCGCUCUGGCUGAACACAGUCCACCUGCACUCACAGUACAAAGCUCAGCGCUGGCUGACUGGACCAGCAACAUUGAAGAUUUCACAGGUCAUGAGGGGGCGUUGUCUCCUGCUCCGGCCCAGCUGGAGGACAGGACUGCUGACAGUGAUCUGUCUGACAGGUUCAUCUGCGAGGAUGACUUUGAGGAGAGUAGAAAAGGAGGAUUAUCAGACGACGAGUUGUUCGAGCCGUUCUCGGACAAGAGAGCUCGCAGAGUGACCGACCCCAACAAGAGAAGAAGAAGAAGCCCGAAGGCCCUGGAGGAGCCCAAAAUAAAAAAAAAACCUGGACCGAAACCCGGCUGGAAGAACAAGUUCAAACCUAAAGGAGAGGAGCUGCCCAACAUCUACAAGUGUCCGUAUCAGGGCUGUACAGCCGUCUAUAAAGCUCCUGAUGGUUUGAAGAAGCACAUCAAGGAGCAUCACGAGGAGGUGAAAGAGCGACCCUGCCCUCAUCCUGGCUGCAACAAGGUUUUCAUGAUCGACCGCUACCUGCAGCGACAUGUCAAGCUCAUCCACACAGAGGAGAGGAACUACAUUUGUGACCAGUGCGGCCAAACCUUCAAACAGAGGAAACACCUUUCAGUUCACCAGAUGAGACAUUCAGGGGCCAAGCCAUUACAAUGUGAGGUGUGUGGCUUCCAGUGUCGCCAGCGUGCGUCACUGAAAUACCACAUGACCAAACAUAAGGCGGAGGCUGACCUGGAGUUUGCGUGCCUGAUGUGCGGGAAGCGUUUCGAGAAGGCCCACAACCUGAACGUCCACAUGUCCAUGGUCCACCCGCUGAUUCAGGCCAAGGUCCAGAGAGGCAGCAGCCAGGAGCAGCAGCAGCAGCAGCCGCAGCAGCAGCAGCCGCCACCGUACUCUGACCUGCACACCAUCACUCUGACCGGGGAGGUGGUUCAGCAAGACCAGGACAGAUGACGGCAGGGGCUCCAGGUGUGCUGCACGGGUACAUAAACUAUGGGAGUUUCCCACUUCUGACAACCUGUACUGUAGUUUCCAUGUUUUCACAUUCAGGUCAUGGGCCGGGAUGGGACCUGCUGUAUGGCAAUACAGAUGUUUAUCUCAGUUCUCUACAAGUAUAGCAAUUUGAAAUCAGUUUCUGUGUCUUAAAAACAAAGUCAAACUGUUUUCUUCAACGUAAAGUUUCAUUUUAGUAGGUAUUGACCAAUCGGCUGAUAAUUACUAUCUUAUGGACAGCUCUUUACAGUUCAAGCAUCACUUUUCAUUCCAACCUUAAGUUCUCAUUUUAUUGUCAGGACAUCUUCUGACCAAGCGUACCACAAGUUUAGGUUUUAGCAGCAGGCCUUCCUUCACUUGUAACAUUGUCGAACGCUGCAGUGCAACCUGACGCUCUGGAGCGAACGCAUUAAGAAUCUUAGGAUCCAAGUUUCUGGGUCAACAGGUGAGGCGAUUUGUUCCGUGUGAACUGAACAGAGACUUCAUGUUGGUAUUAGCGGUAAUUUAAUACAGUUUAACAGUAAACAUCAAUGAGAUCAAAUUACAAAUAGUAACGCUGGAUUACAUGCUGCAUAGUCAAUCCCACUUUUGUAGGUACUAGGUAGGCAAUUUGAAUUCAGCGUGGGAAUGGUGGACCCAGCCACUAACAAUAAACAUAACAUUGUAUAAAGAGAUAAUUAUAGAGUUAAAAAAUGGCGAUCAUAAAUAGUA